AUGUCCGAUUCCCAACUGCAGGCCGGCACGCUGGAAGAAGCACUUGACGCCUCCCGCGCUCAAGAGCUGGUUGCCCAGGCACUAAGUGGGAAGAUCCAGUGGCUGAACUUUGGGCUGGUGGCUUCUGAGGAGUUGGGGAUUAAAGAGUGUCAGGAGCAGAUGGCCGCGGCAAACGCUGCCUUUCAAUCUGCAGCACAUCAGCUGGCGUUGGCGCAGGUGAGGCAUCGCAAGGAGCGGGAGCAGCAUGCGGUGGAGGAGGCCCUGCUGCGCUCCGACUUCGUACCCAUGCAGCUGUUGCAGGAGGAGCAGCAAAGGCUCGCAGCGGUGCGGCGUGAGCACUUGGAGCUCCGGACCCGGCUGUCCGACACAGAGGCUGAGGAGCGCUUUGCGGCGGAGAGCUUGUCUCAGGCGGAGGAGCCUCAGAGGCUGCAGAAGCAGCUGGUGGAUUUGGAGGACUGGGCGGCCAAGACCGCCGCGGAUUUCCAGCGAGCUGACCAGAAGAUGGACGCGGUGCAGCGGGAGACCCAGACGCUCCAAGAGAAGGUGCGGCUUCAGCAAGAGCUCCGCUCUAAGCGCACCGCCGACUGGCAGCGCGCUGACGCCGAGGUAGAAGCUCGGGUGCAAGAUGCCUGGGCGGAGGAGAGGGCAUGGCUCUAG
This is a messenger RNA of Effrenium voratum, 657 nucleotides long. Lineage: Eukaryota; Dinophyceae; Suessiales; Symbiodiniaceae. The record is from the annotation of a GenBank genome assembly.